Messenger RNA from Pneumocystis jirovecii RU7, 2049 nucleotides. RefSeq lists its product as uncharacterized. Bases 1 to 2049 code for a protein of 682 amino acids. The transcript has 2 exons. The record is from RefSeq and is a predicted model, not a curated record. Lineage: Eukaryota; Fungi; Ascomycota; Pneumocystomycetes; Pneumocystales; Pneumocystaceae.
AUGAAAGCUUUUUUCUUUGUGAUCUUUGUGAUUUUAAGCACAAUAUCAUAUGCUUUUUCGAAAGGCAUUAAUACUUAUGAAUCAAAAGAAAACUUAAAUUUAUUUACUUCAAAAAAAAUUAGAAGUUAUAGCUCAUCAACCUAUUCUGAAUUAACUAGUUCCUUAUCAAGACGCUUAUUAUCUUCAUCCGCAUGGUUUAUUGUUUUAGACGAUGAUACUUCUAUGUAUAGUCUUAUCUUAGAAGAUUCUAUCACAACUGAAGAAAAAUGUAAAACAUACUUAAAAUAUUUAUGUGAAAAACUCAUAGGAAAACUACCAAAAGGAAAUUUUACUGAUAUACUAGAAAGACUAUGUGACUUAAAUAAAAGAAAUAGUUAUUGUGAGGGUCUAUUUACUAAGACAAGUACUAUUGGAAAGGACCUACUUACAAAAUGUAAUGGUAUAAAGGGAAAACUCAUUUAUUAUUAUUAUUUAGGUGAAGAUUUAUUUCUGGGAGAGAAGAAUACAAAAAUAGAAGCAGAGCACUGCGAAAAUUAUGGAACGUUAUGUGCAGUUUUUCAAAGAAUUUGUCGUGAUUUGAUUGGCGAUUUAUGUGCUAGAUUUAAUGGGCUUUGUUAUAAGAAAUAUACAAAAGAUAAUAAAAACAGCAUAUUAUUGAAAUUUAUAGGUGAAGAAAUAAUAACUAAUGAACUAGCACGUAAUAAUCCAAAACAUAACGAACUUGAAAACUAUAGUCAAUGUGUUGACAGUCUUCUUGACAAAUGUCAUUGUGUAACCUCUUUCGGGCCUACUAUGGUAGAAUCAUGUUUUGAAAUACAGGAUACAUGUAAACACCUUGCUCAAAGCGUUAUCUUUACUUGUCAAUGUUUUGACUAUUAUAUUAAAGAAUUUCUCUCAGAGGAUCUUCAUAUUACAGGCUAUAAGAAAGAUAUAGCCAGAAAUAAUUGCUCAUUGUUUGGCGUUUGCGAGAACUAUUUAUUAUUACAUUGUCGUAACCAAACAACAAAAAAUUUUUGCAAGUCAUUAAUAAAAGAAUGCACUAAAGAAAUUGAUCCAGAUAUGCUGUUUAUAAAUAACCUUUCUUUAGGAAAAUGCAGACCGACAUUUAAAGACAUAAAUUUGACUUUAUUUUUUUCUAACGAAAGAGAAAAUAGUGUUUCAUUACCUUAUAAAAAUCCAUAUCUUACUCUUCUUAUAAUAUUUGGAACAUCCUUAAUAAGACGUGGUUCCAGUUUAAAGGAAAAAUGUAAAAAAUUUCUUGAAUAUGGUUGCACUACUCAUGAACAUGUAUUUCCUAAUCUUGAUGCAUAUUGUAAAAGUAAACGAACUGAUGAAUGCGAUAAUUUAGAUAAAAGCAUCAAUGAUACAUGUAUCAAUUUAAACAAAACAUUUGAAAAUUUAGGUCUUACUUCUGCAAAUGGUGUUUGGACUAUACUAUGGAACAGCACUGCAAACAUUAUCACUACACCUCAAUGUCAAAUGUUUAUGGAAGAAUGCAUUUAUUUUGAACAUGUUUGUUCUGGUAUUAAAAGUCUAUGUGAAAAUGUAAAAGCUCUAUGUUAUACGCUGGGUGUGAAAAGAUUUCACUUGAAUAAUUUUUGGAAAAAACUCAAAGAAAAAUUAUCACCCAGUGAUUUUAGAAUUUUUAAUCAAUCUCAUCUACCUCAAUCUUCUGAUACUUCUAAGUUGCACCAGCCUAUUCUAGAUAUAUGUGCUGAGUUUGGAGGAACUAACGAGGUCUUAUUUAGAUGGUGUUUACACCCUACCCCUAAUCACCCCCCUCCCCCCGCCUCGAUAACUUCCCCAGGUAACUUACUUGAUAGAUUAUUUCAUGAUUUUUCAGCAAGGUAUGGUGAUUUAAAGAGAGGCUUACUAUAUGUAUCAGAACCUCCUACUUUAACGGAAUGUGCAUCUUAUGUUUAUGAAUGUCACAGUUUAUCAGACAUUUUUAAGAAUAUUACUAAUUGUACAAUGCUGGAAGAAGCAUGUUACAGUGGUCACAUAAACUAUAGUAAACUUAAAGAUUCUACGCUUAGUAAGUCGGCUUGA